This is a messenger RNA of Rubroshorea leprosula, 605 nucleotides long. Lineage: Eukaryota; Viridiplantae; Streptophyta; Magnoliopsida; Malvales; Dipterocarpaceae. The record is from the annotation of a GenBank genome assembly.
UAGCAGGCCCAACGCCCAAACAGGACUAUGCAUAACGGGCCUAGAGUACCACCUAUUAGCCCAAGCUGAAGGAGCAUCGGUACAAGCAUACCCACGUGACCAGCACCACGUGGGCCAAUAGGCUGCUUACACGUGUAGAUGUAUGUCAGCACCAAGGGGCUAUAAAUACCCCCCAACUACCUCCGAUGAAGGUGUAGAAGCAGCUGAGGACUUCAACAGUGUUGGGCUGUGAAGCUGCCGAAACAUUGGCGCCGUCUGUGGGAAAUCGAACAAAAAGCUGUGUGACUUAACCUGCUGAAAGACAAAAUGGUCCGUACCUUUACAGGAGGACGCCCUCCAAGAAAUGAAAUAGACGAACAGGAGGACGAUCACGUAUCUGAGGCCGACUUGAAUGACUUUAGGCCGAUGCCAAGAAAUCUUUUUGUAGGAGGAGCCGAACAGGAUCACCUAAGUGAGACGGAUGAUGAAAGAACACCAACUGGCGUGAACGACCUGAAAGGUCAACAGAACCUGCUCGGACAACCGAGCUCGAAGAGAGAACCAGGGUUCUCGAAAUGGCAAUGGGAAGAAUCCUUGCCCGCUUAAUCCCUGAUGACCCCCUGAUU